This is a messenger RNA of Prunus armeniaca (apricot), 723 nucleotides long. The record is from the annotation of a GenBank genome assembly. NCBI's taxonomy places the organism in Eukaryota, Viridiplantae, Streptophyta, Magnoliopsida, Rosales, Rosaceae.
AUGCUUGUGACAUGCCGGCAAGCUGAUCACGUUGUUGUCCCUCUCCUUGUCUGCCCAUUCCUGCUCGACCUGCUUGGUACCUAUCGAGUUGGCGAUCGGUGCCUUCAUCCAUCCUUCUCUUUUCGCCCGGUUGUCCAAGAGACGAAAAUAUAUGCUCCCACAAUUAAGAAAAGUGGUUUUGCUUGGAAUGAUUCUUUGAAAUGCAUUGAGGUUGACAGUGAUGAAGCAUGGAACACUUAUGUGCAGAAUAUAUUUGGGAAGGACCGAGCAACUGGUAGAGGGUCUGCAACUCCCACUGAAAUGAUGAAUGAGCCAAUGCAUCACAUUGAUGUCAAUGAUGAUGAUGAGGAAAUUGAGGUUGAUCUAGAUCAUUCUGCCUCUUUGCCAAGAUCAAAUCAACAAAACUCAGCUAGCUCAAGCAGUCGACACCGCAAACGAAAUGCAGAUACUAAUAUUCAAAAGGAAAUGGCUAAAGCAUUUGGUGAGAUGAUUUCUGAGUUUGUUGACCAAUUGAAAACUAUAACUAAUAGUUUGGUGAAAGGAUCAGAACCAAGACCUAACAUUGCUGCUGAAUUGGCAAAGAUGGACUUGUCUAUUAAUGACCAAAUUAAGGCACUACGGCUAAUUUUGGAGAAAGCAAGUGAUGAGAGAACAUUCCUGACAUUAGAUGGUGCUAUGCGAAAAGCAUUAGUUCUUCUCUUGCAUGGGGCGAGGGAGCUGUGA